Molecule: messenger RNA, 5117 nt
Organism: Canis lupus familiaris (dog)
Lineage: Eukaryota; Metazoa; Chordata; Mammalia; Carnivora; Canidae
Gene: ZSCAN25
Product: zinc finger and SCAN domain containing 25
Exons: 7
Coding region: 564-2204 (546 amino acids)
Biological process (GO): regulation of transcription by RNA polymerase II
Cellular component (GO): nucleus
Molecular function (GO): DNA-binding transcription factor activity, RNA polymerase II-specific; RNA polymerase II cis-regulatory region sequence-specific DNA binding
Source: RefSeq, a predicted model, not a curated record
GGUCUGGCCCGGAUUACCUCAGCGCCGCGGGUGGCCACGAACUCGGGUCCCGGAGCCAACCGCGGAUCUCUCAGAAAAUUGAAAGUAGUCAUUUUAGAGCGAGACGUGGGAUGCUUACGUAAAGAAUGGCUUCUCUCUCUCUCUCUCUCUUUUAAAGAUUUUAUUUAUUUAUUAUAAGAAACAGAGAGAGAGGCAGAGACACAGGCAGAGGGAGAAGCAGGCUCCAUGCAGGGAGCCCGACGUGGGACUCGAUCCUGGGUCUCCAGGAUCACGCCCUGGACUGAAGGCGGCGCUAAACCGCGGAGCCACCUGGGCUGCCCUGGCUUCUCUUUAAGCCUUCUCUUCGCGAAGUGCCAGGGAAGAAAGAUGAAUGAGGAGGACCUUUCUCGCCCUCAGGGAAUCUGGUAGUCGGAGACACAUUGCUGAGCACACGGUCACAUCCAAGCCACUGGCAAGUCUGUUGGUUUUAUCUCCAAAAUUUAUCUUGACUCUGCAUCUUUGCCACCAUCCUGAGCCUCUCCUGCUUGGACCACUACCCUCAGUCUUCUGGGAGGGGUGUGAAGAUGCUUAAGGAGCGUCCAGGGAUGGCAGAAGACCCUCAGCAGCAGAUGGGUGUUCCUGUGGUAAAGCUGGAGAAAGAGUUGCCAUGGGGCAGGGGAAGGGAGGACCCUAGUCCUGAAACUUUUCGACUGAGGUUUCGACAGUUCCGCUACCAGGAGGCGGCUGGUCCCCAGGAAGCCCUCAGGGAACUCCAGGAACUCUGUCGCCAGUGGCUGAGGCCUGAGCUGCACACCAAGGAGCAGAUCUUGGAGCUGCUGGUGCUGGAGCAGUUCCUAACCAUCCUGCCACGGGAGUUCUAUGCCUGGAUUCGGGAGCACGGCCUGGAGAGUGGCAAGGCUCUUGUGGCCAUGGUGGAGGACUUCACAGAGAGAACAUUGGAGGCCAAGGCGGUUCCAUGCCACGUGCAGGGAGAGCAGCAGGAGACAGCACUUGGCAGAGGCCCUUGGGAACCAGGUGUUCACCUGGGGCCGGUGGAGGUCAAGCCUGAGUGGGGGAUGACCCAUGGGGAAGGAGUUCAAGGCCUAGACCAAGGCACCGAGGAGCAACUCAGUCAGGACCCUGGAGCUGGGACGCAAGCCUUCCAGGAGCAGGCUCUGCCAGUUCUUCAGGCUGGUCCUGGCCUCCCUCCAGUGAACAGCAGAGACCAAGAGAUGGCAGCUGGGUUCCUUACAGCUGGACCCCAGGGGUUAGGGUCAUUUAAAGAUAUGGCCCUAGCCUUCCCCGAGGAGGAGUGGAGGCAUGUGACCCCAGCCCAGAUAGAUUGCUUUGGGGAAUACGUAGAACCCCAGGACUGUGGAGUCUCAGCUCCAGGCAUUGGGAGCAAGGAAAAGGAGGCUAAAACCCAGCAGGUAGACCUCAAGGGGGCACUUGCUCGGGUGACGUCAGAGAGGUUUGGGGAAGCCACGCUUCAGAGUCCUGAACUUGGAAGAACCUGUGAGCAGGAGCCCAGUAGCUCUGUGGGAAACAUACCAGGGCCACCGCCUCCUCAGCAUGGUGUCGUACCCCUGCCUGAUGACCUCAAGACCCACAGCUCCUUCUGGAAGCCUUUUCAGUGCCCUGAGUGUGGAAAAGGUUUCAGUCGGAGUUCAAAUCUUGUCAGACACCAGCGAACCCACGAAGAAGAGAAAUCCUAUGGGUGUGUCGAGUGUGGAAAGGGAUUCACCUUGAGAGAGUACCUCAUGAAGCACCAGAGAACACACCUAGGAAAGAGACCCUAUGUGUGCAGUGAGUGCUGGAAAACCUUCAGUCAGAGGCACCAUCUUGAGGUCCACCAGAGGAGUCACACGGGGGAGAAGCCCUACAAGUGUGGUGACUGCUGGAAAAGCUUCAGCCGGAGGCAGCAUCUGCAGGUGCAUCGGAGAACUCACACGGGGGAAAAGCCCUACACCUGUGAGUGCGGCAAGAGCUUCAGCAGGAAUGCAAACCUGGCAGUGCACCGGCGAGCCCACACAGGCGAGAAGCCAUAUGGGUGCCAGGUGUGUGGGAAGCGGUUCAGUAAAGGGGAGCGACUGGUCAGACACCAGAGGAUCCAUACUGGCGAGAAGCCCUACCACUGUCCUGCCUGUGGGAGGAGCUUCAACCAGAGGUCCAUCCUCAAUCGGCACCAGAAAACCCAGCAUCGCCAAGAGACCUUGGCACAGUAAAGAUGCCCUGCUGAAAUGCCAUCCUUUUUUGUGAAUGGAAGGUGCAGGACCUGUCAGGACCAUCAGCUGGAGGGAGACUUAUUGGGAGGAUGCAUUGGUCUUUAGUCACUGAAGGGCUUUGAGGUGGGCAUUGAAGAGUGAUGGGGUGCAGAAAGGCAUUUUGACCCAUUUUCUUUCCAUUUGUUGUCAAACAGAGGCAGGGCAAGGCCUGAUACAUUUUGAGUUUCCAGAGCGCAGUUCCUCAUGUCUCUUAUCCAAGUGGUGCGAAUAGUUUUUCCUGCCAUCUUUUGGGGAAAUGAUAUCCUGAAUUUCAGAACAUCCUUUGGUGGGAUGUUCAUAUCUGCCUCGCGAGCAAGUCUGAUAGUAAAGGCAAAAUUUUGUCCCACGGUGGCAACGUAAACCUCAUUUUUAUGAGGGCUGUAUCUACCUGCAAGAUCAUUAGUUCAGAUUCUACCUUCCUUUUCCAUUUAACAAAUAUUUAUUGAACAAUUACUUUGUGCCUGAUACUGGGAACAUGGUGAAUGAGACAUAAGAGACCUGGGUCUCCUGGAGCUUGUGAUUUAUAGCAGUGGAAACACACAGAACCAUUAAUAACCCCAGGCAUUCUAAGUUAUGUUUGUGGUAAGAGCUGUGUGAGAGGAUAGUCUUCUGGUGGUCACUCGUUUUGCUCUGCUGCUCAGGUGCUGGAUCUUUCCCUCCCCAGUUGGGAUCUCUCAGUCAGCUUUGUUUAUUUUACUUUCUUUGUAACCUUUUUCUGUCUCUAACAUUGUACCCUUAUCUGUAAAGUUUCCCCAUUAUUCCUUGUACUGUAACAGCUAUUUACCCAUCCAUUAGGAAAUUAAUAUUUUGCUAUUGAUCACUGAAUAAACAUGAAAGUAUUUUUAAAAACACUCAGUUCUGUAUAAAGAUCUAAUUAAAUGAAUCUGAAAGAUGAACUAGUAUUAAUUAAUACCUGAUAUUUGAUGACACUUUACAGCAUAUUUAGAUGCUUUUAUUCUCUAUUCUUACUUUAUUCAUUCCACACAUAUUUAUUGAGGCCGCACAGGAACUUGGCUAGUUGCUUGCCAUAUAUCAGUGAAUAAAAUAGGGGGAAAAGAUCCCUGACCUUGUAGAACUUAUAUUUUAGUGAAUAUAUUGGAUCUUUAGAACCACGUAGAGUGGAACCUGUGGAUACUCCCAUAAACACUCUGGCCCUGGGACUUGAGCCUUUGUCCUUGGUCCUGUGUCAGUUUCUUGCCUUGAAAUGCAUUUUACCACCUACUUCUUGUUACUGAAUAGUCUCUGUUGAUACAUCUGGAUCCGUGUCUGAGAGGCUUUUGGUCUCCAACUGGGAAUGAUGAGUUUUGCAUGAGUGCUAAUUCAGGAAAGAUAAAGAUGUGUGCAGGCAUUUAAAAAUACGUAAUACUGAGAAGAUACAGUAUUUGUAACCUGUUUACCCUUUAUUUUACCAUCACUAAAGGGUUUCCUUUCUGUUUAAAAUUCUGGAAUAGUUUGCUUAAAAUUCUGUGGAAUGAGCAUGGACCACACUGCAGAGUCGUUGUAGUGCUGUGCCUUUGAAUGCUGGCUGCUGAGUGAGUUACUCUAUCUUUGGUUGACAGUACUAUAAUUCUAAGAUGUGAUUUGACUUGUGGUGCAUUUUUAUUUAUUUUUCUUAAAGGUUUUUAAAAUUUAUUUGAGAGAUUGAGAGCAUGAGUGGGGGGAAGAGGGCAGAGGGAGAGGGAGAAGCAGACUUCCUGCUAAGCGAGGGAAGCCCAAUGCUGGCUGAUCCCAGAACCCCGGGAUAAUGACCUGAGCUGAAGGCAGAUGUCUGACUGAGCCAUUCAGGUGCCCCUUAUGGUGCCUUUUAAUAUUAGAUUCUUUUACUGUUUUUUUUUUCUCUACAUUUUUCAUUGUACAUAAGAUAAAUAAUGAUUUCAACAUUAUUUAUCAAAUAACAAUAUUUAUCAAAUAAUAAUUGCAACAGAGAGUUGCAUUACUCAGUCUACUUUGAAACAUAUUGUUUUAUUCCAUGUUUCUUAGAUGGCCUUGGUAGAUAGCCAUGAUAUUUAAUUUUGAAUUAGCAGAUGAUUUCCUGGUCUCUUAGCUGUCCCCACGAGCCUGCAGUAGCCAGGGCCUAAGUGUAUCUGGGAUGUCAUCCACUAUCUGAAACACUAGGUGGCUGCUGCUUAGCAAUGUUGAGAUCCAGAUGCAAAAUCAGCUUUUUUUUUCCCCCCCACUUCCCAGACAACCUUGGCCAAGCUCACAGCCACCUUGCAGCCAAACCCAGGGGGUAGGCUUUUCCUAAGUCUCUGGCUUCUGGUCUGUAGGACCCAGGACUGAUGUGGCCUGAGUUUGGCCUUCUCUAGGAGGUUCAUUUCCAAAACUAGGCAAGGAGUGUUGGGUAUAGGCUGGGAGUUGCUUAUCAAUGGUCUUUCUGUUUACCUGAAUUAAAUUGUGGAUUCUCUUUGAUCAUAUCCUUAGCCAAAUAGGACUGUGGGGUUUUAGCCAAUUGAAAUCUCUUCAGAGAAGCUUUUGUAGGAGCUGGGGCUUGCUAGCUUUUUCUCUUGGAUUCCCCUAUCUGCUUUGAUACCAAAGUUUAUGGAUAAUGCCUCAAAAAAGCCUCAAAAGAAAUUUUUUUCUCAUAGAAUUUUAGUAACAUUUUUUUUCUAUUUAGGUUUUUUAUAUAAUAGAAAAUUUCAAACAUAUAUAAUGACUCCCUAUGUAUUCAUUGCUUGGCCUUACCCAUCAUAAACUCAUAGCUAAUCUUGUUUUAUUUCUACCCUCUCUUCCCUGUCUUCCACCCCUACCGAAGUAUUUUGAAGCAAUUUCCAAAUAUAACCUAUAAAUAUUUGUGUGUACCUCUGAAAGGUAAGAACUCUUUGAAAAAGAAAACUCACAUUAUUAUCAUACCAAUAAAAACGAACAGUUCCUUAA